This is a messenger RNA of Penicillium malachiteum, 564 nucleotides long. RefSeq names its product putative carbonate dehydratase. The transcript has 3 exons. Gene Ontology annotation, biological process: cellular response to oxidative stress; cellular response to carbon dioxide. Lineage: Eukaryota; Fungi; Ascomycota; Eurotiomycetes; Eurotiales; Aspergillaceae. Gene Ontology annotation, cellular component: cytoplasm. The coding region runs from base 1 to 564 and encodes 187 amino acids. Gene Ontology annotation, molecular function: carbonate dehydratase activity; zinc ion binding. The record is from RefSeq and is a predicted model, not a curated record.
AUGGGCAAAUCACGCUUUGGCAGAUACGAGGCCGCGCCUCUAAGCCCAGACUUUAUUCCUAGUUUGCAAGAACCUACACAACAGAUUCUCUGGAUUGGAUGCUCUGAUAGUGGCUUUCAAGAAACAACUAUCCUUGAUCUCCUUCCAGAUGAGAUGAUGGUUCACAGGAAUAUUGGAAACAUGCUUAUCGAGGGUGAUUUAUCAUCGGAGACCGCAAUCAAAUAUGCUGUCACAGUUCUGGGGGUGAGACACAUUGUUGUCUGUGGUCAUUAUGGAUGUCAAAUAGUGAAGGCCGCAUCAAGAGAUGGUCUUCAGGGACCCUGGCAAAGCAAGCUCGAUUCUCUACACUCAACGCAUAAGGACACAAUUGAUCAGCUCCCAGAAGCAGAGCACGAUCGCACUUUCGUCAAGUUGAAUGUUCUCGACCAGUUGCGCUCUUUGCGACAGUUCCCCGAGGUGGUAGAUGCUGCCAAAUCGGGUAGCUUGCAGUUGCACGGCAUUGUGUAUGAUACGCACACUGGGGAGGCGUCACGUCUAGUGGAAGAACCUGAGUGUCGUAUUUAA